Molecule: messenger RNA, 1131 nt
Organism: Trypanosoma conorhini
Lineage: Eukaryota; Euglenozoa; Kinetoplastea; Trypanosomatida; Trypanosomatidae
Exons: 1
Coding region: 1-1131 (376 amino acids)
Source: RefSeq, a predicted model, not a curated record
AUGCAGCAGGAUCUGAGUUAUCCCACAAAGUGCAGGGACAUGACUCUCCUUCGUGAGUCGCUGCAGCGGUUUGAGAAGGCAAUGCAGCGCACCAUGCUGGUGAUGAAGGAGAUGCGGAACGCGCUGGAGGAGGUGAGCGUGGCGUUCCAGGGCCUGACCUCCCUGAGUUGCUGCGGCGACGGCGCCAAGGCGACGAUGCGGCGCUUCGUGGCGGAGAUGCGGGAGUUGAAGGAUGGACCGACGUUCCUGCAGUACAACAAACGCGUCCACGAGGACGUGGUGGAGCCUGUGAAGCAACUGUGUGCGCGACUGACAGACGCGGAGUCCCGCGCACGUCAGCGCGACGAGGCGCUGAGGCAGUACGAGGCCCUGCGGAGGGAAGUGGCGAGGAAGGAGGAGAAGUACGCCAGGCGCCACAAGAGCCUCGCCGAAAGCAAGACGUACACGAAGAAGACCGACCUCCGUGAGGCGAAGCUGAAGGUCUGUGCGGCGAUGACCGCCGCCUUCAACCAGUCGUUUGAAAGACUCCUGCUGCAGACGGCGACGGUGACGGAGGCCACGAUGCGCCGCUACAUCUACUUGAAUGCGGCGUUCCUUGUCGCUGUUGUGUACGCGUUUCAUAGGGCCGCAACGUCAGCGGAGUUGCGGCCGGCGCAGCAGCUGCCGUCGGUGCCGUCUGACACUCAUCUGGCUGCCGCAAUGGGGGCCUCCGCACCUGCAGAGGGGGGCAUGACCGCGCGAGCCUCUCCCCUGGCCGCGACGGAGAGAGCAGCGGCUGCGCUUCAACCGACGCGCCAGGCGGCGUCUCCAGCGUGUACUGCGCAUCCCGCGUUUUUAAGCGCUCCCUCAACAGUUGCUGCCCCGCGCUAUUCGGAUGCCUCAAGGAGUGGCUCAGUUCUGCAGGUACCUGGCGUGGACGACGCUCACGGCGCCUCGGGCCGCCCCCCCGUCGACCUCUCCCCAUCAAGGCCCCGAGCCCCUGCCAGUGAGGCGCCGGUCAACGGAGCCGAGGACGCUGAGGCGAUGAGGCCGGAGUUCUACAGCAUGGACCACCUGCGCAUGGAGCGAGGGACGGCAGGCAACGUCUCCGGCCUCCCGAUUCCCCUUCUGUGGCGGUCCCAAGAUUUCUGA